Messenger RNA from Elaeis guineensis (African oil palm), 1131 nucleotides. RefSeq lists its product as uncharacterized. NCBI's taxonomy places the organism in Eukaryota, Viridiplantae, Streptophyta, Magnoliopsida, Arecales, Arecaceae. The record is from RefSeq and is a predicted model, not a curated record.
AUGUCUUCCCAGCCCACGCCAAAUCCUCCAUGGUGCAAGGUCACGGUGACUCGACGCGUAGCAUCAUGUCAUGAUAGCCAUCUACAUGGUGGGAGAAAAUAAAGAAAUGCGUUCAAUGUUAAUUCUAAGAUCCAAAUCAAAAUAUUAUUCUUCAAUCGUUGAUCCAUCCGGAUCACAGAUAUAGCAAAGCUCGUCCGAAGCACCUCCAGCUUCUCCGGUCGAAGGACCCAAGAAUUCCGUCAGACGCCGCUGAUGCAGCCCUUCUCUUCCCACGCCCGUUUCUUUUCCACUCUCAAGCAGGCGGAGGAUCGAUUGGCAUCGGAGAGGAAACGAAGCAAACCCGCGCCGGAGACCUGUCCAUCGUCGGACCUGCUCAGCUCCCCCAUCUUUCUCGACUCCCCGGCCGGCCCCAGCACCAGGCCGCCCGGCCUUCAGGAAAGCAGCAGCGGCCCUCCGCCCGACUUCUUCUCCUGCUCCCCAUCCCCAUCCCCGCUAGAUGAUGAUGAUGGCCGCGGCAGCGGUGAUGAAGACGGCGAGGCCGCGGACGACAUCGAACAGCUGAUGGCUCUUCUAGGGCUGUCGGCAGGGGAAUGCGCGGACGAAGGAGACGGGGUCGUGGGGGACUGCUGUGACUGUAGCGGUGGCGGAGGGUUCUACUCCAAAGUUGCCGGGGUGAAGGGCCCCAAAUGUGAGAAGGAGAGGCGGAGACUGGAUGGUUGGAUUGACUACUACUACCGCGGAGAUGAUGGCGGGGAGAGGAGAGAACCGGCGAGGUUGGCUCACCUGCUGCUGGCCAAGGCCGCCUACUUGGAUUGGGAUCGGGAGGAUGGUGAAGAUGGGCUUGGGGCGAUUGGGUUCCCGGACACCGUGAAGGAGUUUUUGGAACAUGACCCACCGGAGAGGAAGAAGAUGGGAGGACAAAGCACAGAGCAUUAGGAUUUAGGAUUUGUUGUUCUCAUCUUCUUCUUGGCUUCCCUUUAGAGUUUAUAUUGUGCCCAAGCUUACUUUAUAAGCUUGAGCUGGUUCUGGUUUUUUACUUCAUUUUUCUACACUUUGGCAAUUUGUGUUUACGAGAAACUGUAGUUUAAGAAUCAAAUAUUUCCUGCAAGCAAGGUUGAGGGGAAGCAGAAA